Eimeria necatrix is the source of this 804-nucleotide messenger RNA. RefSeq lists its product as hypothetical. The record is from RefSeq and is a predicted model, not a curated record. NCBI's taxonomy places the organism in Eukaryota, Apicomplexa, Conoidasida, Eucoccidiorida, Eimeriidae. The transcript is spliced from 2 exons. Bases 1 to 804 code for a protein of 267 amino acids.
AUGCUUCUACUAUAUUGCCGGCGUUUUAUCUGUGCUGCUGCAUUUUUGCUGCUGCUGCUGCUGCUGCUGCUGCCUUUCUGCUGCUGCUGGCGGGCAACGGGGGCUCUGCCGCUCGCUGCGUGUCUGCUGCUGCUGCUGCAGCAGCUGCUGCAGCAGCUGCUGCAGCUGCUGCUGCAGCUGCUGCUGCUUAUCUCCCGUACCUUUCGCGUCAUGCAAGCAAGUAGAAAAUCCAGUUCACUAAUUAACCAAUUCAUUAUUUAUUUAUAUAUUUAUUUAUUUAUUUAUUAUUAUUUAUUUGCUGCCGCUGCUGCUGCUGCUGCUGCUGCUGCUGCUGCUGCUGCUGCUGCUGCUGCUGCUGCUGCUGCUGCUGCUGAUGAACAGGAGGAGCUGGCGCUGGCGACUCGGGCCUUUCUUUCGUCUUCUUCGAAUUUUUGCAUUUUUGAAAAAACUGUUUUCCUCAGCAGCAUCUUCAAGUGGUUCGAAGGAGACUUUGGCAGCAGCAAAAAGGAGGUUCUGACCUUUUUGCUGCCAUAUCUGGAGGCUUCUCAAAGCGAGCUGCUGCAGCAGCUGCUGGAAGAAGAGGAGCCUGCUGCCCACCCCGCAGCAGCAAGCAGCAGCAGCAGCAGCAGCAGCAGCAGCAGCAGCAGCAGCAGUGGCAGCAGCGUGACAGAAGUGCUUAUGGGAGGCUUCAGGCGGCUGUUUGGGGGUGUGAGGGUUUCUUAUUUGCCUUAUAAUUGGCAAAUGAGGUUUACGACUCACAAACCCUACGACCCUCACCAGCACAUCCUGCAAACCCUAGUUUAG